CAGGAUUUGAUAUUUGUCCUUCCACUGGGAAGGUGUUUGCAGCAAAAGGGACAAGAAAUGUGUAUUCUGUAGAACGCGAUUCUUGCAGAUGGUACGACUUGCGUGCCAAUGGUAGUUUUCCCUUAUCAACGCAUUCCUGAAAAAAUAACUAAAGGUAUUAAUCCUAAUCGUAGUUACAAACAAUUUGUUAUGAAGCUUCCUAGAGUCACCUUCUGCACCAGCAAGAAAGGGUAAACGAAACAUAGAG
Molecule: messenger RNA, 247 nt
Organism: Acanthoscelides obtectus
Lineage: Eukaryota; Metazoa; Arthropoda; Insecta; Coleoptera; Chrysomelidae
Source: the annotation of a GenBank genome assembly